Messenger RNA from Spinacia oleracea (spinach), 2502 nucleotides. RefSeq names its product ATP-dependent zinc metalloprotease FTSH, chloroplastic. NCBI's taxonomy places the organism in Eukaryota, Viridiplantae, Streptophyta, Magnoliopsida, Caryophyllales, Amaranthaceae. The record is from RefSeq and is a predicted model, not a curated record. The coding region runs from base 249 to 2372 and encodes 707 amino acids. Gene Ontology annotation, molecular function: ATP hydrolysis activity; ATP-dependent peptidase activity; ATP binding. Gene Ontology annotation, biological process: proteolysis. Gene Ontology annotation, cellular component: chloroplast thylakoid membrane. The transcript has 5 exons.
CUAUCUAUUGUUACACAUUAAUCCACGCACUAAACUUCACUUAACUCAAUUUAAUUCAACAUUUCAAAAAGAAUAAAAUAGAAUAAAAUAAAAAUCUAUAGAUUGCAUUUUAUCAUUUGUGUACCUCCAUGCUCCAGCACCAGUAGCUUUUAGCCAUAGAUUCUCUCUCCUCCUUCCCUCUAAAAACCCAGAAUUACUGGAAUACGAAACCCAUUUUCCAGUUUUGUAAAGCUUCAAAACGAUUAACAAUGGCGGCUAACCCUUUACUCUCUUCAAGCUUUCUUGGCAAUGGCGUCUUAUUUUACCCACCAACGCCUAAAACCACAAAACCCAUUCUUCCUUCUUCUUCAAGAAGAAAGCAAUUUAUCAUCACUCAAUCCUUAAUUCCCAAUUCCCAAAACCCCAAAUUUCUAUCAAAAUCAGCAUUAACAGCCCUACUUUUAUCCUCAACUCUCGCCUCACAGCAAGCUUUUGCUGCCGAUAAUCUCUCUCCUCCUCCGCAAUCUCCCCAGGUAAUUGAAGCUCAACCCACUAAUCCCGGUCUCCCUAAUUCUUCCCCCUUUUCGCAGAAUUUAGUAUUAAACGCUCCUAAACCUUCGGAUCCGGACCUUCCAGAAGGUUCUCAGUGGAGGUACAGUGAGUUUUUGAAUGCAGUUAAGAAGGGUAAGGUGGAAAGGGUGCGAUUCAGUAAGGACGGUUCUGUUUUACAGUUGACUGCUGUUGAUGGCAAGAGAGCUUCAGUUGUAGUUCCGAAUGAUCCUGAUCUUAUUGAUAUUUUGGCAAUGAAUGGUGUAGAUAUCUCUGUUUCUGAAGGGGAGGGUGGAAAUGGGUUGUUUGGUUUUAUUGGGAAUUUGUUGUUUCCUUUAUUGGCUUUUGCAGGACUAUUUUUCUUGUUCCGCCGGGCUCAAGGCGGUCCCGGUGGCCCUGGAGGACUUGGCGGACCAAUGGAUUUUGGCCGGUCAAAGUCGAAAUUCCAGGAGGUGCCGGAAACUGGUGUGUCAUUUGCUGAUGUUGCCGGUGCUGAUCAAGCUAAGCUUGAGUUGCAGGAAGUUGUUGACUUUUUGAAAAACCCUGAUAAGUACACUGCAUUGGGGGCUAAAAUUCCCAAGGGGUGUCUCCUUGUGGGGCCACCCGGAACUGGGAAGACGCUGUUGGCGAGGGCGGUGGCUGGGGAGGCCGGAACACCAUUCUUUUCGUGUGCAGCUUCUGAGUUUGUGGAGCUGUUUGUUGGAGUGGGAGCUUCUAGAGUGAGGGAUUUGUUUGAGAAGGCUAAGAGUAAGGCGCCUUGCAUUGUCUUUAUUGAUGAGAUUGAUGCUGUUGGUAGGCAAAGAGGAGCAGGAAUGGGAGGUGGAAAUGAUGAGAGGGAACAAACUAUUAAUCAGUUGUUGACUGAGAUGGAUGGGUUUUCUGGGAAUUCUGGGGUCAUUGUUUUGGCAGCCACUAAUAGGCCUGAUGUUCUUGAUUCUGCUUUGUUGAGGCCUGGGAGGUUCGAUCGUCAGGUGACCGUUGAUCGGCCUGAUGUUGCUGGGAGGGUUAAGAUCCUUCAGGUACAUUCUCGUGGAAAGGCACUAGCAAAGGACGUGGACUUUGAUAAGGUUGCGAGGAGAACUCCUGGUUUUACUGGAGCAGACUUGCAGAAUCUUAUGAACGAAGCAGCAAUCCUUGCAGCUAGGAGAGAACUCAAGGAAAUAAGCAAAGACGAGAUAUCUGAUGCUCUGGAGAGAAUCAUUGCUGGUCCAGAGAAGAAAAACGCAGUUGUUUCAGAGGAGAAAAAGCGUUUAGUAGCAUAUCAUGAGGCCGGCCAUGCCUUAGUGGGUGCUCUCAUGCCUGAAUAUGAUCCUGUAGCCAAAAUUUCAAUCAUUCCUCGUGGCCAAGCGGGUGGUCUUACAUUCUUUGCCCCCAGUGAAGAAAGGCUAGAAUCAGGCCUUUACAGCAGAAGCUAUCUCGAAAAUCAAAUGGCUGUUGCUCUUGGUGGCAGGGUAGCUGAAGAGGUAAUAUUUGGUGAAAACAAUGUCACAACUGGUGCAUCAAGUGACUUCAUGCAAGUUUCACGGGUGGCCAGGCAGAUGGUUGAAAGAUUUGGGUUCAGCAAGAAAAUUGGACAACUUGCUGUCGGUGGAGCUGGUGGAAACCCGUUCUUGGGCCAGCAGAUGUCAAGUGCAAAAGACUAUUCGAUGGCAACUGCAGAUAUAGUUGAUGGUGAAGUGAGAGAGUUGGUAGAGGUUGCAUAUAAAAGGGCAACAGAGAUCAUCAACACCCACAUUGACAUCCUCCACAAACUUGCUCAGCUUCUCAUUGAGAAGGAGACUAUUGAUGGGGAAGAGUUCAUGAGCUUGUUCAUUGAUGGUCAGGCUGAAUUAUAUGUUUCUUAAGCCAUCAAUUCCUGUAUUCUUGUACUAGUAUAUGAUUCAACUACAUUGGUUUCCAUGAUUGUACAAAACCUGAUAGAUAAUACAUACUGCAUAUUUUAAAAAAAGUGUACAAAAAAAUUCGAUGAGUGAA